GUUCGCGGGGUGCGUGUGCCGGGGGGGGGGCACCGGGCUGCUCCCCCCAGCAGCGGGAGGGGCCAGCGGGGUGCCCCCCCCCGGGAGGGCUCCCCACCCACCGCGACCCCCCUGCGCCCCGGCUCAGCUCUCUGCCUGGUGCCAGCACCUACAGAGCCUGGAGCUCCCUGCCCCUUCCCUGGAAUUCCCUGCCCAUUCCCAGCCCUUGGCCGCUGGAAGGGCGGGUUUGUUCCAGCUGGUGCAGGAUGGAGGCGGCCAGGGACUUGGGGGUCCCUACUGGAGGGGGGUUCUGAGCCCCCUGCUACCCUGUCUGGAGGGGGGCUUUGGCAGCAUGGAACACCAGGGGGUCAAACACGGCACCAAAUUUUCUUGUGGUUUGUAUUUUUAAAUACUGUGGCUUGGAAACACUGUCCCUCUUGAAAUAAGACACCAGCUUUGGACAAAAGAUGAAAAGAUUUCCCGGCUCCCCCCAUGUGCACAUCAUUUUGCUUUCCCUGGGUUUGGAGCUGCUGGUCAGACUCAGCUCACAGUCAGGUUGGUUUAAAUAUGUCACUGAUCUGAAGCUGGUGGCUUUUAAAGCAUUGGUCCUGGCUGGAUUAGCAGCAACUUGGACAGAAGAGUUGAGGGCUCUCAGUUCAGAGGGUCCGUUUUUCAGGACCAUUUAGGUGCUCAGGGCUACCAGCUCUCCCAGUUGUGGAGUCUGGCUCUGUGUGGGAAUUGUAGCUUUCUGGUUUUUCUUUUAAGUGAGCUUGGACCCUUUGUGUUUACGGAAGAAAUGUGAACUUUUAACAGGUCAGAAACUAGGAGCCAAAUCAGCAGAGCGUGUUUAUAGACCAGAAUGGUCAGUUUUUCAACCAGUCCUGCAGCUGUAAUUCAGCUUUUUCAAUGCUUGGGAUUGGCAACUGGGGAUGGCAUUUCCUCCUCUGCAGGCAGAAUUGCUUCCCACCCACUCCAUCACAUGCCAGGCCAGUCUGACCUGAUCUUUCUGAGAAUGGGAAAGAAAAAAAAUCCCAGCACCACUGUUUUCCUGUUGUGUUCCUGGCUCCAGGGCUGGCGCUCAUAGCAGCUGGACCUCCAGGAAUUGCUGCCAUCCUUGAAGGGAGCAGGACACCUGGGUCUUCCUCCCUGUGGCUUUCAUGGGAUGGGAAUUUCAUCCCAUCCAGCUGUGCUGACUCAGUGUUUCCGCAUCUUCUCUCGUCCUGUUUUGCUGAACCAAGCCUUUCACAAGCCUCUGGAGCUCUUUGUUGAUGCAGGGAAGGAAAUGGGAGCUCCUGCCUGGCCAGCUGAGAGGAGCAGGAAGCUCUGCCAGCCUUCCCUACACUCCCUGUGCUCUUAAAAAGCUUCUUUUCUCUGCUGGGGGAAGGAGCUGUGACAAUGGAAAAGCCUUUUCACAUUCCAGCCUCUGUCUCAAACAAUGAACUACGUGGGACAUCUUGCUGAGACAGUCUUUGUCACUAUGAAGGAGCUGUACCGGGGUCUGAACCCUGCCACCCUGACAGGCUGCAUUGAUGUGGUGGUGGUGAGACAGCCUGAUAACUCCUUCCAGUGCUCCCCGUUCCACGUGCGCUUCGGGAAGCUGGGGGUGCUGCGCUCCAAGGAGAAGGUGGUUGACAUUGAAAUCAAUGGGGAGCCAGUGGACCUGCAGAUGAAGCUGGGUGACAAUGGAGAGGCCUUCUUUGUCCAGGAGUCAGAGGAGAAUGAGGGCAGCAUCCCCUCCUGCCUCUGCACGUCCCCCAUCCCCAGGGAGGAGAGCCUGGAGGGUGCUGCUCCUUCCUCCUGUGGGCAGGAACCCUCCGGUGCUGAAGCCGCCCUGCGCAAGAGGCGGCGGCGCAGGAGGAAGCCCAAGAGGAAGGAGUUGGUGGACUCUGAACUAGAAUGCUGUGAGGAGACCAAAAAGGAGAUGUCUGUGGAGGAGCCAUGCAAGCUGCCAGCUCCCAGUGAUUCAGUGUAUUUCUCCUUCCCUGACCUCCCCAGAGAAGAAAUGGGGUCAUCGCAGUCCCCGGUGAUGCACCCGUACUCUGAUGGGGAGCUGGCCUCUGUGGACAGCCCUACCCUGAGCCAUCCAUCUUCUCCCAGAAGUGACUCUGAGCUGGAGAUCAAACUGCAGGAGGGUUUUGCUCUAGGAGCUGAAUCCCACAUGCAAUGGACCUGGGGAAGGCUCCCUCAGGUGAAUAAACUGGAACGAGUUGAACCAGCCAAGUUCACAAAGACCUUGGCUACUGCAGCAACUACUGUCUCUGCCACACCAGCAAGCCAUCCUGUUGCCUCCUCUGGAGGUGUGGAAGGAGGUCCAAGGCCAGCAGGACAUCAGGGUGCACCUUGUUCCUCUGCUGUGUCUGUUGUGGAGCCAACAAAUGCAUGCCAGGGUGGGAACAGCCUGCCCAAGCUGAAGGACAUCCCCAGUGCUGUGGAGGCCUCCUCAGCCCCACAAGAGAAACAGGAGGGAGGAGGGACUAUUGUCCCAGAGGUUCAGGCAGAUGUGGAGCCCUCUGAGGGAGCUGCUGCUCUGAGGCAGGUGGGCUUGGAGGGCCUUGAGCCCCAGAUGGAGAGCCAGAGGAGACAAGGAUCCACCAAGAGAAGCCCUCACUUGGGUCCCAGUGAUGUUUACCUGGAAGACCUCUCCAGCCUGGAUGAGGAGCAGGUGGCUCUCUACUUCCCCAGGAGUGACGUGGAGCAGAGUUCAAAGCCUGUGGCAGACCCCAACAACCCUCUGUGUGUCCAGCUGCCAUCUGACUUGCCUGCUCACAGCCCCAUGGACUCAGAUUUGAUGCCUGCAAUUGCCCUCUCUCUGUGUGGGGGCUUGGGGGGCAGCAGGCAGAUCUCUCAUGAAAAGUUCAUGGAGCACGUGGUCACCUACCAGCAGUUUGCUGAGAAUCCAGGACUCAUUGAUGACCCAAACCUGGUGAUAUUGAUCAACAGAAAGUAUUACAACUGGGCAGUGGCUGCUCCCAUGGUCCUGUCUCUGCAGGCUUUUCAGAGGAACAUUCCAGAGAGCACCAUUGAUCAGCUGGUGAAGGAGAAGAUGCCCAAGAAAGGCAGCAGGUGGUGGUUCUCCUGGAGGAGGAGAGAAUUCCCAGCAGAGGAGCAGUCGAGGCCAGGGAAUGCCAAUGUGGGGACACCGCAGCACGACUCUACUCAGCAGAGGCAGGAAGAGGUGCCAUCCAGUGAUGAUGAGCCCCUGCAUCCUGAGGACAUGUUGGCAGAGGAUGCCCCUGCACAGAAAUCUCAGCCAACCUACAAGAAAUCACUGCGACUCUCCUCUGAGCAAAUUGGAAGGCUGAACCUGCAGGAUGGCCCCAACGAGGUGGCAUUCAGUGUGACCACUCAGUACCAGGGCACGUGCCGCUGUGAGGCCACCAUCUACCUGUGGAACUGGGAUGACAAGGUGGUGAUCUCUGACAUCGAUGGCACCAUCACCAAGUCAGAUGCUCUUGGGCACAUCUUGCCACAUCUGGGAAAAGACUGGACUCAUCAUGGGAUUGCUAAGCUCUUCCACAAAAUCCACCUAAACGGGUACAAGUUCCUCUACUGCUCAGCCAGAGCCAUUGGCAUGGCACACAUCACCAAGGAAUACCUCAAAUGGGUCAACGAGCAAGGCUGUGUCCUCCCCAAGGGCCCCAUCCUGCUUUCCCCCAGCAGCCUCUUCUCUGCCUUCCACAGGGAGGUGAUAGAGAAGAAGCCAGAGGUGUUCAAGAUCGCCUGCUUGAUGGACAUCCGAAACCUGUUUGCCACGAAGCUGCCCUUCUACGCAGCCUUUGGGAACAGAGCCAAUGAUGUCUAUGCUUACAAGCAAGUGGGCCUGCCCGAGAGCCGUAUAUUCACUGUCAACCCCAAGGGUGAGCUGAUCCAGGAGCUCACAAAGAACCACAAAUCAACGUACGAGCGGCUGUCAGAGCUGGUGGAGCUGAUCUUCCCUCCCCUGGAGCAGAGCGGGAGCAUGGCUCUGCUGUGCCCAGAGUACAGCCACUUUGCCUACUGGAGACCUCCUCUGCCUGCUGUUGACUUGGAUGUCUUCUACUGACCCCACUACCUGACCCAGGGCUCUCCUGGUUGUCCUCUGCCAGGACUGGAUGCUCCAGAUGCAUCUUGUCCUCCCUGUUGGCUGCUCAGGCGUUUUGCACUUCUAAUACGGGUCACGUUCUGCACUAGAAAGAGCCCUUCUCGGGGGGCUAGAGGGGGGUAUGAAGGAGCUCUGACUCUACAAAAGCUCCAUUUACUAAAUGGGAAUUCCUGUAAGCUGGGUCUCAUCCUAAAGUUCUUAACACCUUUAAAGCCUGGCUCUUUUUUAAAGGUGGUGGUGGGGCCUUGUCUUAUUUGUUGAUGAGCCUCUGGCAUAGCUAUUGCUGCCUCCAGUAUGACCAGUGUUUCCAGGCAGCCCAGCUGCCUGCAGUUUGGUAGCUGAUGGUGUGAAGCUGUCCUGUGGCCUAAUGACUUGUUAAGGUGGAUGGAAGCAGUUGGGGGUUUGAGUGUUUUCCACUAAUAGCAAUAAAUGGUGCCUUAACCCAGGCUGCCUCUUGUCCUGUGCAUGGAAGUGGGUGCCAGGCUUAGUGUCCUUUCACAAAUGUGGUUGGGUUAAUCCUGUUAAGGAAGGUCUUGACAGAGAUGGGGGCAGGACCUGCAGCUUCCUGAGCCUGUCGAGCAGCUGCACUAAAUGUCUUUUAAAACUGAAGUGGUUUUUUUGUUGUGUUUUUGUUUUUCACAUACUACCUUCAGGUAAGGCCACAAACCUGAGUUAAUCCAGGGAGCAAACCUGUGUAUGUGUGGGGAGGGAACUGAAUCACUUCUGUGCCAGGAGCCUGUCACAGGAGCUUAUUCCUGUGCCUCUGUACUGGAAUAUGCAAAGAAAGCUCAGCUGCCCUUAGGUAGGGUUGGAUUAGGACUAGACUAGCCUGUCCCCAUUCUGGGGGAACUUCUGAAACCUCACAGCACUGUGGGCAGCUGUGGAUGCAGCAGGCUUCUGCCCCUUCUCUGGGACCUCUCUGCUGUAAUUGCAGAAAACAAAACAGGCAGGAGCACUGCUGGGCUCCUUCCUCCAGUCUGGCAUCCACCUUCUCCUUCCCUAACCACAGUGUUUCAGUGCAAAUCAUCUCCUCCUCCUCUACCUACUCCCUCUUCUUUAAAUCACCUCUGUGUUCUAACUCUAGCUCCCUUUCUUAACCCAACCCUAGGCCUAUGCUGCUUUCCUUAAAGCCACACAAGUCAUUCUGAUCCUGGAAACAUCAGCAAGAAAUACUUUAUUUCUUUCCAGUACAAACGGUCUUUCAGCUUUUAAAAUCUGAACAACUGUACAAGGUUUUAAAAACAAUAAAACACAGCCUCAUAACAGGAUCAGUUGUCAACUGCCUCGGAAAGCUGCCUGUGCAAGGACCAUCUCCUUCCCUCUUUGCAAGCAAAAAAAACCAAAAACCAAAAAAGCCCUAUUUUAUACAAAGGUCCUUUCACUCUUUAAACAUGAAUAGCUGAGAACUGAAAUACAAACUGCCUGUAGCUUCAAGUGACUAGUCAGGA
Molecule: messenger RNA, 5508 nt
Organism: Apus apus (common swift)
Lineage: Eukaryota; Metazoa; Chordata; Aves; Apodiformes; Apodidae
Gene: LPIN3
Product: lipin 3
Exons: 20
Coding region: 1415-4021 (868 amino acids)
Biological process (GO): cellular response to insulin stimulus; fatty acid catabolic process; triglyceride biosynthetic process
Cellular component (GO): nucleus
Molecular function (GO): transcription coactivator activity; phosphatidate phosphatase activity
Source: RefSeq, a predicted model, not a curated record